GAAAAAACACAUUUUCACACAAUUAAAACGGCGGCAGUACAAUUUGGAUUUAUUUUUUUCUAAUUUAUAAUUUAAUUUUUUGCGAGCAAUCAAAUCUAAAAUAUACACUUGAAGUGUGUUUAAAUAUUAUAUAUAACAAUUCAGUCCAAUUAAAUAAAAUAAAAAUGUCUAAAAGAAGAAUCGAAGUUGGUGAAACAUACUCGAAGCCAAGAAAAAUAGCAACUCCACCAACAGAGGGAACUGCUGCUGCUGUAACACCCGGUGGCAGUGGCGCCCUUCCACUGGCCAAACAGAAUUCUACAAUAAAUCCCUACACAACCAAACCAUAUUCACAGCGUUAUUUCAAUCUGUUUAAAAAACGCAUAACCUUGCCCGUUUUCGAGUAUCAAGUAGAUUUUAUGAGACUCUUGAACGAUCAUCAAUCCAUCGUUUUGGUUGGUGAGACUGGUUCGGGAAAAACAACACAGAUUCCACAAUGGUGUGUGGAAUUUGCGUUGUCGCGAGGUGGCAAAGCUGUUGCUUGUACACAGCCACGUCGAGUGGCUGCCAUGUCGGUGGCACAACGUGUUUCUGAGGAAAUGGAUGUUGUGUUGGGCGAACAAGUCGGUUAUAGUAUUCGUUUUGAGGAUUGUUCUUCGCAGAAGACACUUUUGAAAUACAUGACUGAUGGUAUGUUGUUGCGGGAGGCAAUGUCUGAUCCGAUGUUGGAGUCGUAUCAAGUUAUUUUGCUUGAUGAGGCUCACGAAAGGACGCUGGCUACUGAUAUUUUGAUGGGUGUGCUGAAGGAAGUCAUUCGACAGAGGAAAGAUUUGAAGCUUGUGGUUAUGUCAGCCACUUUGGAUGCUGGCAAGUUCCAGCAGUACUUCGAUAAUGCACCUCUGAUGAGCGUGCCUGGUCGUACGCAUCCUGUCGAAAUAUUCUAUACACCAGAACCAGAAAGGGAUUACCUAGAAGCUGCAAUUAGAACCGUAAUACAGAUUCAUCUUUGCGAGGACAUAGAGGGUGACAUCUUGAUGUUCCUCACAGGUCAGGAAGAAAUCGAAGAGGCAUGCAAGAGAAUCAAACGUGAUGCAGAUAAUCUUGGUCCAGAAGUUGGUGAAUUAAAGUGCAUUCCAUUGUAUUCGACGUUGCCACCGAAUAUGCAACAGAGAAUUUUCGAACCAGCACCACCGAAGAAGGGCAACGGAGCUAUAGGUCGUAAAGUAGUCGUAUCUACAAACAUUGCUGAAACUUCACUAACCAUUGACGGUGUUGUAUUUGUGAUUGAUCCUGGUUUUGCCAAGCAAAAGGUCUAUAAUCCACGUAUUAGAUUGGAAAGUUUAUUGGUUUCACCCAUAAGUAAAGCUUCGGCCCAACAGAGAGCCGGUCGUGCUGGUCGAACAAGGCCGGGUAAAUGUUUCCGACUCUACACCGAGAAGGCAUUCAAUAAUGAAAUGCAGGACAACACAUAUGCUGAAAUUUUAAGAUCCAAUUUGGGAACUGUUGUUCUUCAAUUGAAAAAACUGGGAAUCGACGAUUUGGUUCAUUUCGAUUUCAUGGAUCCACCUGCACCCGAAACACUGAUGCGUGCCCUGGAAUUGCUCAAUUAUUUAGCUGCUCUAGAUGACGAUGGAAACUUGACAGAACUUGGUGCAAUUAUGUCUGAAUUUCCACUGGAUCCACAAUUGGCAAAGAUGUUGAUAGCCAGUUGUCAACACAAUUGCUCAAAUGAGAUUUUAUCCAUAACAGCAAUGUUGUCGGUCCCUCAGUGUUUCGUUCGACCAAAUGAGGCCAAAAAAGCAGCUGACGAGGCAAAAAUGCGUUUCGCCCAUAUCGAUGGAGAUCAUCUAACAUUGUUGAAUGUUUAUCACGCUUUUAAACAAAGCAAUGAAGAUCCAAACUGGUGUUAUGAGAAUUUCAUUAAUUUCCGUUCAUUAAAAUCUGCUGACAAUGUACGCCAACAGCUGGCUAGAAUUAUGGACCGUUUUAGUUUAAAACGUACGAGCACAGAAUUCACAUCGAAAGAUUACUACAUAAACAUUCGAAAGGCACUCGUACAGGGUUUCUUUAUGCAAGUUGCCCAUUUAGAAAGAACCGGACAAUAUCUUACGAUAAAAGAUAAUCAAAUUGUGCAGUUGCAUCCGUCGACGUGCUUGGACCAUAAACCCGAUUGGGUUAUUUACAAUGAGUUUGUGUUGACUACGAAAAAUUACAUUCGAACUGUCACCGAUGUUAAACCUGAAUGGUUACUGACACAUGCCCCACAAUAUUAUGACAUGAAUAAUUUCCCACAAUGUGAAGCGAAAAGACAACUUGAAUUACUGCAAACCCGAUUGGAAUCUAAACAGUAUCAAAAGUUUUAGUUUCCUUUUUUUUUUUUUGUUUGUUUUAAUUUA
Molecule: messenger RNA, 2375 nt
Organism: Episyrphus balteatus (marmalade hoverfly)
Lineage: Eukaryota; Metazoa; Arthropoda; Insecta; Diptera; Syrphidae
Gene: Dhx15
Product: ATP-dependent RNA helicase DHX15 homolog
Exons: 7
Coding region: 165-2342 (725 amino acids)
Cellular component (GO): spliceosomal complex; intracellular anatomical structure
Molecular function (GO): RNA binding; RNA helicase activity; ATP binding
Source: RefSeq, a predicted model, not a curated record